This is a messenger RNA of Seriola aureovittata, 1033 nucleotides long. It is a transcript of the gene chchd2, whose product is annotated as coiled-coil-helix-coiled-coil-helix domain containing 2. Gene Ontology annotation, molecular function: sequence-specific DNA binding. The record is from RefSeq and is a predicted model, not a curated record. Gene Ontology annotation, cellular component: nucleus; mitochondrion. The transcript is spliced from 4 exons. Bases 112 to 612 code for a protein of 166 amino acids. NCBI's taxonomy places the organism in Eukaryota, Metazoa, Chordata, Actinopteri, Carangiformes, Carangidae. Gene Ontology annotation, biological process: positive regulation of transcription by RNA polymerase II; mitochondrion organization.
AACACAUCGAAAUUUCCGGAAUAGCUAAAGGUCGAGUUAACGUGACAACAGCUCAACAUUGUGCCUGUGUAUAACAGCCAGAAAACCAAUAACUACUCUAAUAAUUCAAAAAUGCCAAGAGGAAGCAGAAGCCGGACUUCCAGGAUGUCCCCUCCAGCCAGCCGGGCACCACCGAUGGCCAGGGCUCCACCACCAAUGGCCAGGGCUGCACCCCCUCCCUCUCAUGCCCCGGCUCCAAUGCAAGCCCCUCCGUCUGCUGUGGGUGCUCCAGCUGCAGCACCCAGGCAGCCAGGUAUGUUUGCACAGAUGGCGACUACAGCCGCCGGUGUGGCAGUGGGCUCUGCAGUAGGACAUACCAUCGGCCACGCUAUGACUGGAGGCUUCGGUGGAGGACAAUCAGAGUCUGCCAAGCCUGAUGUCACAUACCAGGAGCCGUACCAGGCUCAGCAGCCACAGUCCAUGUACCAGCAGGAGGCCCCUCAGCAGCAUCAGGCCUGCUCUUAUGAGCUCAAACAGUUUGUUGAUUGUGCCCAAAACCAGAGCGACCUCAAACUGUGCGAGGGCUUCAGUGAAGUGCUCAAACAGUGCAGGUUCGCUAAUGGUAUGUCAUGAGACAGAGGAAAACCUGAAGAGUGAAGUACAUGAACAAACUGCAAUAAGCAACUAUACUGGAUACGAAGAGUGUGUGAUUCACAAGAGAUCAAUAAACAUAUUUUACUUUGACAGUUGAUUAUCUUCAGAAAACAUUGUAUUCAUUUCUCAGGAGAGCAUCAUACUGCUUGUAAUCAUAGUCUUAUAAAUAAUGUUUAUAUAUUUUGGUGUGGCAUGUUUUGAGUUGAUUUCAGUUGUCAGUGUUUCCAUCAGCUUCAUUGCUUUUGAUUUAAAUUUCAUCACAUACUCAAAAGUGAACUGCACUAGUUGCAGAUCGUGAUAACUUGUGAAACCACCACUUUCCAUUUUCUGGAGCAUAGAUAUGCACAGUUUUAUUGUAACAAAUUUAGGUUUAAAAAUAAUAAAGCACUUGGAACAUGAA